AUGAAUAUCACAAAAGGCCGCACACCCGCCAAAUCUAACGGUCUUUCGAUGCGUAAACGCGACAUGACGCCGACUCGCAACGCAAACAUUUUACACAAUCCCUCAAUGGUGGGCGAUCGAUUUAUGGGUGUACGAUUAAAUCGAGACGAAAUGGAAUUUGCGGGUCAUCUUUUGACAAGUCAAAUUCUCCAAGACUCACACUUACACAACAGACAAAUGCAACAACAAAACGAGAAUCCGUUGUUGCUCAAUAAUAGUACCGAAACUGAACCAGCUGAAGAACGGGAAGCGAGAGAAGCUAGAGAAGCACAAGAAGAACGAGAAGCUGAAGAGGAGAAUAAAGAAGGCAAGAAGAUCACAAAUCUGAUUCGAGGUGGAGUUGCUGGAAUGAGCGAUGCUGAUGAGGGUGAUCGCAUUUUAUGCUAUAAAAAGAAUUUGGCACCGCCGCCGGCGAUUGGAUAUGUGAAUCAAGCAAAAGUUUUGUAUUCAACGAAUAGUGUGAUUAAUCCAAGUUCUUCGGUGAAGAAAGCUUUGAGACAUGUUCCAACAACUGCUUGUAAAGUUCUUGAUGCGCCUGGAUUAACGAGUGAGGGUUUAUGUUAGAAGUUUUUGAUUCUUACAAAAUAAAAUUUCAGAAGACAUGUAUACUCGCCACAUGGAUUGGGGUAGUCACAAUUGGGUGGCUGUUGCGCUUUCGAAUGAGUUGUAUUUGUGGAAUACUGAAACAAAUACCAUCAAGGUAGAGAUUCACUGGAAGAAUGGGAAAUCUAGAUUUUCCUGUUGCAAAAUAUUCGUAAAAAUGUAUUCGAAAGCUGUGUGAACUUGGAAAUUUCAUUCAAAAAACUAAUUUUGACCGAAAUUUUCAGGUUCUCGCACAGGGGAAAAAUUAUCGGGACUUUAUCACAAUUAUGCCUGAACCUUGAAAUUCCAGCCAAACCUGAAAAAGUGAUUUUGGCUGAAAUUUCCGGGUUCUCGCGCAGGGGAAUCUAUCGUCAAUUUUUCAAAUCAAAAUAGUAACUACACAAUUCUGCCUGAACCUUGAAAUUUCAGCCAAACCUUAGAAAAGUGAUUUUGGUUGAAAUUUUCGGGUUCUCGCGCAGGGAAACCUAUCGUCAAUUUUUGAAUUCAAAAUCGUAACUUCAUAAUUCUGCCUGAACCUUGAAAUUUCAGCCAAACCUUAGAAAAAGUGCAUUUGACUGAAACUUCUGGGUUCUCGCGCAGGGGAACCUAUCGCCAAUUUUUCAAUUCAAAAUCGUAACUACAUAAUUCUGCCUGAACCUUGAAAUUUCAGCCAAACACAAGAAAAAGUGCAUUUGGCUGAAAUUUUCGGGUUCUCGCGCAGGGGAACCUAUCGUCAAUUUUUCAAUUCAAAAUCGUAACUACAUAAUUCUGCCUGAACCCUGAAAUUUCAGCCAAACCUUAGAAAAAGUGAAUUUGGCUGAAAUUUUCGGGUUCUCGCGCAGGGGAACCUAUCGUCAAUUUUUCAAUUCAAAAUCGUAACUACAUAAUUCUGCCUGAACCUUGAAAUUUCAGCCAAACCUUAGAAAAAAUGCAUGUGGCUGAAAUUUUCGGGUUCUCGCGCAGGGGAACCUAUCGCCAAUUUUUCAUUUUGAUCAUUAUUCAAAGAAAUCCCAAUUUCUUCCAGAACUUCUUCGAAGAUGCUCCUCCAUCCAACGAAGGUAUGAUCACCGGUGUCCGCUGGUCCGAAGAAGGAAAAUACGUGUCGGUGGGUUACGAAAGCGGCGCAGUCCGAAUCUACGAUCCAAAUCGUCCACGAACCACACAAUAUGUCAGGGAAUUGCGCACGUUGCGUGUAGGUGGAGCGCAAAGAUGCGCAUCAAUUGCCUGGCGCAAAAAUGGUAUCAUGACUUGCGGAUAUAAAAGCGGUGAUCUAGUGAAUCAUGACGUCAGAGUUAGCCAACACGUUGUAUCCGUUUGGGCAGGUGAAAAUGGCCAUAGAAGAGAUGUGACUGGAAUCGAAUGGUCGAAUGAUGAAAAUAUGUGUGCCACGUCAUCAUCGGAUAGAACAGCGAAGAUUUGGGAUGUGAGAAAUGUCCGUCCAACAACACCGAACGCCGAAAUCGCCCCGAUGCACACAAUCGACGAACAUUUGGGACAAGUUCGAACAGUUCAAUUCUGCAAUUUCAGAGAUGGUGUUCUAGCGACUGCCGGUGGAGUUGGUGAUGGAAGUGUCAAAUUGUGGGAUGUGAAGCGGAAUUGCUUGAAGAUUCGAGAAAUGCCAGUUUGUGAGAAUGGCGGGGUCAGCGGAGUGGUGUUCAAUCGAGCUUAUAAUGAAAUGUUGGUGGCGAGUGACGAUGGAUGUUUGAGGAUUUUUAGAUUUAAUGCGACUUAUAAAAUGACGCAUGAGAUUCAAGGUAAGAAAUGAGAGCCGGAAAUUCCAAAAUGCCACGUGAUUUCAAGCAUUUGAAGUGCUCGAAAUGACGUGGCAGAACCCGAAGAUCAUCUGAAAAUACGCCUGAACCUUGAAAUUUCAGCCAAAAAUUGUAUUUGGCUGAAAUUUUCGGGUUCUCGCGCAGGGGAAUCUAUCGUCAAUUUUUUAAUUCAAAAUCUUAACUACAUAAUUCUGCCUGAACCUUGAAAUUUCAGCCAAAAGGAGAUUUUGGCUGAAAUUUUCAGGUUCUCGCGCAGGGGAAUCUAUCGUCAAUUUUUUAAUUGAAAAUUGUAAUUACUUAAUUCUGCCUGAACCUUGAAAUUUCAGUCAAACCUUGGAAAAAGUGCAUUUGGCUGAAAUUUUCCGGUUCUCGCGCAGGGAAAUCUAUCGUCAAUUUUUCAAUUCUCAAUCGUAACUACAUAAUUCUGCCUGAACCUUGAAAUUUCAGCCAAACCUUAGAAAAAGUGAAUUUGGCUGAAAUUUUCGGGUUCUCACGCAGGGGAAUCAAUCGUCAAUUUUUCAAUUCUCAAUCGUAACUACACAAUUCUGCCUGAACCUUGAAAUUUCAGUCAAACCUUGGAAAAAGUGCAUUUGGCUGAAAUUUUCCGGUUCUCGCGCAGGGAAAUCUAUCGUCAAUUUUUCAAUUCUCAAUCGUAACUACACAAUUCUGCCUGAACCUUGAAAUUUCAGUCAAACCUUGGAAAAAGUGAAUUUGGCUGAAAUUUUCAGGUUCUCGCGCAGGGGAAUCAAUCGUCAAUUUUUCAAUUCUCAAUCGUAACUACACAAUUCUGCCUGAACCUUGAAAUUUCAGUCAAACCUUGGAAAAAGUGCAUUUGGCUGAAAUUUUCCGGUUCUCGCGCAGGGAAAUCUAUCGUCAAUUUUUCAAUUCUCAAUCGUAACUACAUAAUUCUGCCUGAACCUUGAAAUUUCAGCCAAACCUUAGAAAAAGUGAAUUUGGCUGAAAUUUUCGGGUUCUCACGCAGGGGAAUCUAUCGUCAAUUUUUUUUCCAAUUUUGCUGGAAUUCCACGUUUCAAAAAAAGCUAGAAAUCUUGAUUUUCAGUUCAUUUUUUGCAGCCUCAUCCGAACCAAUCAUGGAUCUUGUCGCAUCGCCAGUCGACGAAGUAUUAAUUGGAGAUAUGGAGGAAACACUCAAAGUGUUCAAAUUCUUCGCUGUAAGUUUUUUUUCGCUGAAAAUCUGGAAUUUUCAGCCAAAAAUCCUUAUUUUUUCAGUUCGACAAAUCGACAAAUAUUCUGGAAAAAUCGCAACCGAGAAAUGUUGGAUUAAAUGUUCGCUAA
Caenorhabditis angaria is the source of this 3689-nucleotide messenger RNA. The record is from the annotation of a GenBank genome assembly. NCBI's taxonomy places the organism in Eukaryota, Metazoa, Nematoda, Chromadorea, Rhabditida, Rhabditidae.